AUGCUUUCCGCGGUCACGCCGGCCGAGGUCAACGCCAUCGACCCGCCCGCCCCUCCCGACGCGUCUCCCGAGCCGGAUGAGCGGCCGCCGGCCAAGGCUCGCAAGCGGCCCAGGCCGACGGAGCGAUGCGGCUGGACCCCCGAGGCCGACAAGUGGGUCGCCCACGGCUAUGAGACCCUCGGCCCGUGCUGGACGGCGAUCGCGGUGCUCCUCCGCCGUGAGACGGGCCACCUCUUGCGCCCCGAGCUCUCCAUCUACCGCACUGAGCACUUGCGCCCCCUCGCUCCCAACCCAUCCACCUGA
Messenger RNA from Emiliania huxleyi CCMP1516, 303 nucleotides. RefSeq lists its product as hypothetical. Lineage: Eukaryota; Haptophyta; Isochrysidales; Noelaerhabdaceae. The transcript is spliced from 2 exons. The record is from RefSeq and is a predicted model, not a curated record. Bases 1 to 303 code for a protein of 100 amino acids.